AUGGCAAAAGACGAAAAAGACGGAAAAUCCACGCCUCCUCCCGGGUUCGAGCCCGACGCUCCACCGUCAUACGACGAGCAAGAAGAGCAAGCGCAAGCGCAGAAACUGCCUCAGAUCCCUCCCCUCGAUCUAUCCGAUCCCGGCCCGCCAACAGAGUCCACCGUCGCGAAAGACCAGUGCAUUGCGCAUCUGAAACUCCUGGCCGCCUUCGCCGACCUGCGGGAUGCCGUGUCGUGCGACGACGGCCUGUUCGGCAUCUACGACGCCCAGGCGGACAAGUUCGCCUCGCAGCAGGACCGGUUCCGUGCUCUCGCCCGCAUCAGAGAGAAGCGCUGGGCUGUAUACACUGCCCGAGCCGUCGAUCGCUUCACGUCGUGGUGGUCGACCUGCGUGCCGACUUGGGGCGAUCCGCCCACUUUGCUGGACCUCACGGAUCCCAAGUAUCUUGACAUCACCAACCCUGGUGAUCGUAUCGUGUGGACGCGGGACAAGAUGCCUCCUUUGGACGUGGUGAUGGUCUGGCACGCAUACAUGCUCAACCCACGCUCCUUCCUCGAAGACUGCAUCCGCAAUGCGAAAAUGACCUUCUGGGCGGCUGGUCUCCCCUGGGACGUUCUCGACCAGUGUAUCGACAACCAGUCCUUCGAAUACCGGCCCGGAGACGCGGCCAAGACCAGCUUCGAGACGCGGGUCGGCCGGUCCUGGGACAAUCUGGACGACCUGCCUGAGAAGUUGCUCGAUUGCCCCCGCUGCCAAAAGUCCUUCACUGUUCCCUGGACGAGCGGCGAGAUGAGUUCCGAUCUGGACAAGGCGUUCGAGUCUGCGACGGGCUACGCGGACAAGAACUUGCAGUGCUCCUGUCCCCACUGUUCGUACUUCGUCGACCACCAGCGACUCCGGGUCGCAAAGUUCCGCAAGGAUCUGGAAGCGCUUAUCCAGGCUGAUCGGCCGAUGCCCGGCACGCUGUACAACGUCAAGGGGAUCCCUGAAUCCAGCACCGCGAAGCGCCACCCUCAGACGUUUCCCAACCGCCUGCUCAAGGCGGCCUCGCAACGCUUGCUCCGGUCCACCGACCCGCGGCUGGAGGAGACAUCAUCCGUGAAGGACAUGCAGAGUCUCCGUCGCGACUUGGGAGAGCUUUUCAAGGACAAGAAGGUGAUGACGGAAGCGAACUGGGUGGCCAACAUCCUGCUCUGGGACGAGAGGAUCGCCUUCCGGCGGAUGAUGUCCCGCUACUGGGAGAACAGCUCGCCGUUCGCGCUCGACCUCGUGGGCGCGGUGAUCCGCCAGGGGACCUUCGUGCAGAAGAUGGACAAUCUCGACUGGAUCCAUUCGCCGGCGCUGAGCGCGACGAUGGAGCGGCUGAUCCGCAAGUACGGCGUCUUCUUCGAGAUCAUGAGCCGGUACCCGGACAAGAUGGCGGUGCCGACGCUGGACGUGGACCUGGCGUGGCACACGCACCAGCUGUCGCCGGCGCGCUACUUCGAGUUCUCCAAGCAGCAGACGAAGGGCACGUUCAUCGACCACGACGACAAGGUGGAGGAGAACAAGCUGUCGGAAGGCUUCGAGUGGACGAGCAAGAUUUACAAGAAGCUGACGGACGGCGGCAUCUACAGCGAAUGCACCUGCUGGUACUGCGAGGCAGUCCGCGAGCCUAUCCUGUACAGCGGCGGGCUCUUCCGCUCGGGCUCGACGGCGCGCGCGCGCUCCGCGGCGGAGAACCUGCACCACGAUCCGAACAUCUCGUCCGACCCGGAGAAGAACCCGCACAUCUCGGCGCACAACGCCGUACGCGCGAAAGGCGACCCUCUGUCGUUGAGCGCAGCGCGGGUCAGGGAGAUGCAGCUGCGGAACAACUACGAGAAAGCGCGGCGGCGGGCGGAGAAGCGGCGGAGCAAGAAUAGCAAAAACAAGGACUCCGGCGACGCCCUGUCCUACGCCCCGAUGGUCUGGGGCGUCCCUCUAGCCGUAGGGUUCUACGCGCCGUACAUGAGCGACCCGGGCGUCAACGCGGACGCGUACGCCUGCAACCCGGCAUGCAUGAACGGCGGGCUGCACGCCUACGGGAACUGCGCUGCAAGCACGUGUGCCGCCGCCGUGGCAGCGGCAGGUUGCGGAACAGCAGCGGGCUGUUCGGGCUUGGUGCUCGGCGCGUGGAAAGUCGACAACGUGGGCUUGGGCGCGGGGAACGCGGGAAACUGCGGAAUAGGCGGCUUCUUCGGAGCGUGUGGCGGAGGAGGAGGAGGAGGUGGUGGUGGUUGUGGAGGGAGGAGGAGUUCGGAGGGGGAGGAGGCUGUUGAAGAAGACGCAGAAGUGUGA
This is a messenger RNA of Rasamsonia emersonii CBS 393.64, 2319 nucleotides long. RefSeq lists its product as uncharacterized. The record is from RefSeq and is a predicted model, not a curated record. The transcript is spliced from 2 exons. The coding region runs from base 1 to 2319 and encodes 772 amino acids. NCBI's taxonomy places the organism in Eukaryota, Fungi, Ascomycota, Eurotiomycetes, Eurotiales, Trichocomaceae.